Impatiens glandulifera is the source of this 2690-nucleotide messenger RNA. Its product is annotated as splicing factor-like protein 1. Bases 104 to 2356 code for a protein of 750 amino acids. Gene Ontology annotation, biological process: regulation of mRNA splicing, via spliceosome. Gene Ontology annotation, cellular component: nucleus. Gene Ontology annotation, molecular function: mRNA binding; zinc ion binding. The record is from RefSeq and is a predicted model, not a curated record. The transcript has 2 exons. Lineage: Eukaryota; Viridiplantae; Streptophyta; Magnoliopsida; Ericales; Balsaminaceae.
UCCACAAGCAUUCAAGGAAAGGUUUUGUUGAAGAGGAUUCAGUCUUCUUCAUUUCAUCUUCCUUCUCUCACUCAAACUUGUUUACAUUGCUGGCCAAGGCAACAUGGAGUACAACGAAUGCUCAUCCGUGCCCUCCUCAGAGAAUCACGCCGUCGAUAUUCAACUCUCGACCUUCCCUGCUUCUCAUGGAUCCGUGAGUUCUGAAUCUGAUCAUCAGAAAACCCUUCUAAACCACGAUUUGAAUGAGGAAGCUCGAUUCGAAGCCUUAACUGCGAACGGUCAAGAUAAUUCGAUGUCCAAAGCUGAGAUUUCAGAUAAAGCCCUAGAAUCAAAUCAGGAGGACGCAAAUCUUACAAAUGGUUCUGUACCCGCGAUUCAUAAGCCUCUUUUGUCCGAGAAUUUAACCAAUACUCACAGCGGCAUCGACAACUGCUCUGGCGGAGAAGAUGAAACCACCAGCAAACGCAGGAAGCGACGAAGUAGGUGGGAUCCGCCGCCAAGUGAAUCUAACGAUGGGGCUGGUAGCGAUGGCGUAUCUGGGACAGUUAAGAAGAGGAAAUCCCGAUGGUCGGAUGAUGAGCCUAAACCAGUUACUCAACUUCCAGAUUUCAUGAAAGAUUUUACAGGUAUUGAUCUUGAUCCAGAAAUUCAAGCUCUCAACAGUAGGUUACUUCAGAUUAGUCGCAAAUUGCAAUCUGGGUUGCCGUUAGAUGACCGUCCUGAAGGUGCUCGGUCGCCUUCGCCAGAGCCUGUUUAUGAUAACUUUGGAAUUAGAAUUAACACCAGAGAAUUCCGAGCUCGUGAGAAAUUGAAUAGAGAGAGACAAGAAAUCAUAUCACAGAUUAUCAAAAAGAAUCCUGCUUAUAAGCCUCCAGCUGAUUACAGACCCCCAAAGCUUCACAAGAAGCUGUACAUACCUAUGAAAGAAUUCCCAGGUUACAAUUUCAUUGGGCUAAUUAUUGGACCGAGGGGGAAUACACAGAAGAGAAUGGAAAGAGAAACUGGAGCUAAAAUUGUUAUCCGGGGUAAAGGGUCAACUAAAGAAGGUAGGUUGGGACAAAAGAGGGACUUGAAAUCUGACCCAUCUGAUAAUGAGGAUCUUCAUGUGAUGGUGGAAGCUGACACUCAGGAAGCUCUUGAUGCUGCUGCUGGCAUGGUGGAAAAGCUUCUACAGCCUGUUGACGAAGUUCUCAAUGAACAUAAGAGACAGCAAUUGAGAGAGCUUGCUACUUUGAAUGGGACCAUUAGAGACGAAGAAUUCUGUAGACUAUGUGGCGAACCAGGCCAUCGACAGUUUGCUUGCCCUACCCGUUUGACUACUUUCAAGAGUGAUGUCCUGUGUAAGAUAUGUGGUGAUGGCGGGCAUCCAACUAUAGAUUGUCCAGUGAAAGCAACAACAGGUAAAAAGAUGGACGAUGAAUACCAGAACUUCUUAGCUGAGUUGGGAGGGAAUGCUCCCGAAUCUUCCUUUAAGCAAAGUUCAGCUACUCUAGCACUUGGUCCAGGAACCACAACUACUUUUACAGGUACCUCACAAACUGACUCGAUCUCCAAUGGGAUCAACAAGCCCGUUAAGGAAUUUGAUGAUACAAACUUAUAUGUUGGAUACUUACCACCUACAUUUGACGACGAUUCGUUGAUCAAGUUAUUUUCACCUUUCGGAGAGAUUGUGAUGGCAAAGGUUAUCAAAGACCGAACAACUGGGUUGAGCAAGGGUUAUGGUUUUGUGAAGUAUUCUAAUAUCGAGCAGGCUAACCAUGCUAUUACUUCUAUGAGUGGCUACCGUUUAGAUGGAAGAGUUAUAGCUGUUAGAGUUGCUGGUAAAUUACCUCAGCCGGUUGUUCCCCCAGGCCCACCUACUCUUAAUCAGGCUCCUCAUGGUGGUUAUUCUGGUGCUCCAGUUCCAUGGGGACUAACUAGGCCACCUCCUUAUGCUCAUUAUCCAUCUCCUCAAGGGUUAACCAUGUAUUCUCAUCUUCCUGUACAACCUGUACCCUCAUUUGGAUUUCAGUAUCCUCCUCAAAUGGUGCAAUCUGGUGAAACACAACAGAUAUUUCCCCCUGGAGUCAAUUCUCAGACUAGCCCAGCUGUUCAGCCUGUUCUUACUAAUGUGUACCCAAACAAUGUAGCUUCGAUUCCAUCUUCAAUUCAAGCUCAGUACCAACCAUUUCCAAAUACGUACCCAUCUUAUUACAAUGUAGCUCCACCUCCACCACUACCUUCUGCUGACCUGUCACAUAGUGUGGGUAAUGUCCCCUGGGCCUCGACUCCUCCUGUGCCAUCAGCUGCAGCCUCUGAAAUGAAAGCUUAUAGUGCAGAUGCUGAGUAUGAAAAAUUCAUGUCGGAAACAACAUAGUGAGAGUUUAUUAAUUAUCUUUUGGAGAUAGAGAGAGGCAUGAUUUCUUGGAGCAAUUCAUACCGCAUUCAAUGACUCUUUGUUGGAAGUUUGGACUCACCUCUUCUAACCUUGCUGUAGUGUUGUUGCAUUUGCAGAGAUCUGGCUCAAAUAUUCAGUUAGCUCAGUACAAUGUUGGAGUAGGGUGUCUGAAGCCUCUUGAUUUUACUAAUUUUGUUUGGACUUGGUGUUUUAUUUUGGGACAAUUUUGCAGCCUGAUGUGGUCAUGUUCUAUAACCUUUAUAUUGGCUCCAUGAACUUCCUGAUAUGAUAUUGCUUCCAUUUGUGUUUUUUG